CUUCUAGGAUGACGCACUACAAAACCAGAGGGGAACAAGAGGUCACCGAGCCCACUUGCACCUCCUUCCUCUCCUGCGGGGGCUAAAAAGAGAGCAAGGAGGAAACACCAGCAGCUCCGACCUGGGCAGCCUUCCUGGGAAGAUGCAGCCACUCCUGUUCCUGCUCCUGUUGGCCUUUUCACUGCCCCCCAGGGCAAAGGCUGGGGAGAUCAUCGGGGGCCAUGAGGUCAAGCCCCACUCCCGCCCCUACAUGGCAUUUCUUCAGAUCUGGGACCAGGAUGAUCAAAAACGGUGCGGUGGGUUCCUGAUUCGACAGGACUUUGUGCUGACAGCCGCUCACUGCUGGGGAAGCUCAGUCAACGUCACCCUGGGGGCCCACAACAUCAAGGAUCGGGAGAGGACCCAGCAGGUCAUCCCGGUGAGAAGAGCCAUCCCCCACCCAGGCUAUAAUGAAAAGAACUACUCCAAUGACAUCAUGUUACUAAAGGGGGACUCCGGGGGCCCUCUGGUGUGUAACAAUGUGGCCCAGGGCAUUGUCUCCUAUGGACAAAAAAAUGGGUCACCUCCACGGGCCUGCACCAAAGUCUCAAGUUUCCUGCCCUGGAUAAAGAAAACCAUGAAAAGCCUCUGACUGCGGAACCAGACCUUCUUCCCUGGAGCUGAUCCAGAAUUACUGGGGGGCUGGGGGUAUCAGCAGCCGAAUAAAUGUCUCUCAGCUGAGCGGGAAGGGCUGGCUUCUCGUUUACUCACUGACCCUUCUUCAUAGGCACCCACUCUAUGUUUCGAAAGCCAACGACCAAAUUUUGCAGUUUUCUGCUUCCACCUCUUCCCCCUCCCACCAUCUCUUCCCAUAAACCCCAUGCAAAGCUGUUACCAGGUCCUGCAUACCCACACCUGUCUUUCAGGGCCUGCCCUCCUUCCAGGGCUGCCGCUGAGCACCGUCAGGAGAAAACAUGAACCUCUCUGGUCCUGGGGCUUAGGGUGAGCUUCUUGGCUCCUGGCCCUGUGUUACAUGGCGGAGAGGAGGGGAUCACACCGUGGGUCCUGGACACAAAGCAGGCGCAGCCUGGGGCUGCAGCUCCGGGACAGAGCCCCACCACUGGGGAGGGGAGGCGCCUUCCUGAGCAGACGUUUCUCUCCCACAUCCAGGGAGGCCGGCGCAGAGCAGGGGUGGGUCUCGUGAAAAGCUCCUCAUUCUCACCUAGGCUGAGUGUCCUCCCAGCCUUCCUCGGAGCUCACGGACCAGCUCUGCCUCCAGUCCCCAGGCUGCCUCUUGUCCAUCCCUGCUCACCACCAUGAGUUCUCAGAGUCCACCGACUCCUGUCCCCUCCAGACCACACUGAUCUGAGCUGACCCCUUCCUCAUAGCCUUCCCACCCAGGACACCCUGAGCACCCUAGGGUUCCAGCAGGGCAUCACCACUGAGAUGCCAACCCAGCUCAGGCCCUGGCAGAGAGGGGUAUCAGAGGGACCAGGCCUGUGCUGGCACCGGGCAGGGCCCAUGAGGGAUGUCUCUCCAGAACCCUUGGCCCCAUCUCUCUCCUGGUCAGGGCCAGCUCAGUUCCCACAUGCAGCCCAAUGCCCGCCAUGUGUUCAGGGUCCACUGGCCACGUGGUCACUCAGUAGCCUGAGUCCCUUUCAGCCUGUCCCUCCUUUAGUCACUGCUGGCCUCUAGGCCGAGAUUCCCUGCCGGUCACCUGGGACCUUUUGAGUUAGAAAGGACUCCUGUCUUUAGCAGGACUGAAAAGCACAAUGUUUUUCACCAAUCAACACACGCACUGAUUGAGCACCUACUAAGUGCCAGACAUUGGGGUUGUACGGUGGACAUAAGAUAGGUGUAACAGUGAGGAGCCAAAUCUGACUACAUGUUGCAUCUGUUUCUUUUACUUUAACCUUUGCUUUCCGUUGCUUUUGUUCACUAAAAGGAUACUGUCUAUACACAAUGGCCUGCCUCAGGGAACCCUGUCUCUCUGCCUGAAUGUUAAACGAAAGUGCCUUUGUUCAGGGAAACAUCCU
Messenger RNA from Orcinus orca (killer whale), 2015 nucleotides. Its product is annotated as granzyme B. Gene Ontology annotation, molecular function: serine-type endopeptidase activity. The record is from RefSeq and is a predicted model, not a curated record. Gene Ontology annotation, cellular component: intracellular membrane-bounded organelle; cytoplasm. Lineage: Eukaryota; Metazoa; Chordata; Mammalia; Artiodactyla; Delphinidae. Bases 143 to 631 code for a protein of 162 amino acids. The transcript has 4 exons. Gene Ontology annotation, biological process: proteolysis.